Molecule: messenger RNA, 1014 nt
Organism: Racocetra persica
Lineage: Eukaryota; Fungi; Glomeromycota; Glomeromycetes; Diversisporales; Gigasporaceae
Source: the annotation of a GenBank genome assembly
AUGACAACGAAAGCUACACGAAAAGUUGUUAUGAAGCUUCCUGAUGCGAGUCCAAUGAAGACGAAUUUUUCAAACUUUUCAAAGUUUGUAGACCCAUCAGGAAGGCUUAAUUUUAGUGGAAAGGCAGUUUUACAUGCGCAAGGAGUAGAUUUUAGCAAUGGUAAUAGUUACAAAAUUAAUAUGGAUGAAUUACAAGUAAUGGAAGAAAUUGGAAAGGGACAAUAUGGAACAGUACAAAAGGAAAUCCGUCUUGAACUUGAUGAAGCAAAAUUAAAUCAAAUAUUAAUGGAGCUGGAUAUUCUCCAUAAAGCCAAGAGUGACUAUAUUGUUGAUUUUUAUGGAGCCUUUUUCAUUGAAUCCUGUGUAUAUUAUUGUAUGGAGUAUAUGGAUGCUGGAUCAUUAGAUAAAUUAUACGGAGAUGGAGUACCAGAAGAUGUGCUUGCAAAAAUUACAAGUUCUAUGGUAAAAGGGUUGUUAUUCUUGAAAGAUAAGUUGGAUAUUAUUCAUCGUGAUGUAAAACCCACAAACGUCCUUGUAAAUAAAGCAGGUGAGGUGAAGCUGUGUGAUUUUGGAGUAUCCGGUCAAUUGAUACAAUCACUUGCGAAAACUAACAUUGGAUGUCAAAGUUAUAUGGCGCCCGAACGGAUACAUAGUGGUGAAGCUAGUACAUACACUGUGCAAUCAGAUGUUUGGUCUCUUGGAUUAGCCAUGGUUGAACUUGGAACCGGAAAAUAUCCAUAUCCUAUUCCGGAUAAGAAUGAACAAAUUAGUAUGUUUGUUCAAUUAAAUGCUAUCGUUACGGGAACACCGCCAUCGUUACCUGAGGAUAAAUUCUCAGAAGAGUGUCGAGAUUUUGUAGCUCGAUGUAAACGUCCUCAAGAUCGUCCUACAUACAAGCAAUUGUUGGGCCAUUCAUUCUUAGUAAAAUAUGAAGAGAUUGAAGUCGACAUGAAAGCAUGGGCAGGACAAGCAUUCUCUUUAUCGAGGAAUGGGAAUAAUGCGAAUGGACCAUAG